Messenger RNA from Lolium rigidum, 1265 nucleotides. RefSeq names its product probable purine permease 11. The record is from RefSeq and is a predicted model, not a curated record. Gene Ontology annotation, molecular function: purine nucleoside transmembrane transporter activity. The transcript is spliced from 2 exons. Gene Ontology annotation, cellular component: membrane. NCBI's taxonomy places the organism in Eukaryota, Viridiplantae, Streptophyta, Magnoliopsida, Poales, Poaceae. The coding region runs from base 1 to 1158 and encodes 385 amino acids.
AUGACCGACGCCAGCAGCGGCGCGACCACCAACAAUGCGGCCAGCACCAGCAACGCCGAGGUCCAGAUACAGAUCCCUGCAGGGCCAUCCAAAGCCGAAGCCCCAGCACCACCUGCCGGAGCACCGUCAAAGAGCUCCGGAGCCAAGAACUGGCGAUGGUGGUUGAUGGUGUCGGUGGACGUCUUCUUCCUCGUCGCCGGCCAGACGUCCGCGACGCUGCUCGCGAGGUACUACUACCACCAGGGCGGCAGCAGCAAGUGGGUAUCAACGUUCGUGCAGACCGCAGGCUUCCCUAUACUGUUCCUCGGCCUGUUCUGUGUCCCAAAACAACCCUCCGGCAGCGGCGGCAGCGACACUCCGGUGGCCAAACUCGUCGUGAUCUACAUCGUCCUGGGGCUCGUCAUAGCCGCCGACGACAUGAUGUACGCCAGCGGCCUCAAGUACCUCCCGGUGUCGACCUACUCGCUCAUCUGCGCCAGUCAGCUGUCCUUCAACGUCGUCUUCGGCUACGUCCUCAACUCCCAGAAGCUCACCGGCCUUAUCCUCAACGCCGUGGUUCUGCUCACGCUGUCCGAUGCGCUCCUUGGAGCCAACCACGACGAAACAGAGGAUAUCAGCGGCGUCUCGAGAAGGAAUUAUCUCAUGGGUUUCGUGCUGACGCUGGGGGCGUCGGGCACCUACUCGCUCAUCCUCUGCCUGAUGCAGCUCACCUUCGAGAACGUGAUCAAGAAGCACACCUUCACGGCCGUGCUCAACAUGCAGAUAUACACGGCCCUCGUGGCCACGGUGGCCUCCAUCAUCGGGCUGUUCGCUAGCGGCGAGUGGAGGACGGUGAGAGGUGAGAUGGACACGUUCCAGUCCGGGCAGUUCUCCUACUUCAUGACGCUGCUGUGGACGGCCGUGUCGUGGCAGAUCACCUCCGUCGGGGUGGUCGGGCUCGUCUUCGAGGUCUCCUCGCUCUUCUCCAAUGUCAUCAGCACCGUGGCUCUGCCCAUCGUUCCCCUGUUCGCCGUCCUCAUCUUUCACGACAAGAUGGAUGGUAUAAAGGUCAUAGCCAUGUUGAUCGCCAUCUGGGGUUUCGUUUCGUAUCUGAUGCAACACUACAUUGAUGAUAAGAAGGCUAGGAAGGCGUCAGCUAGUGCGGAUGGGGGUUCCUAGCUCACCAGUAUAGUUUUUCUUUCUCCUUUAGAUAAUGGAGCAUGGUCUUUCUCCCCAAAUAUAAGGUGUCAGCUGCGAGGAAGUAGGAUGUUUUGCUAAUUUUAUUU